AUGAUCCUCGACUCGUCUCGAGCGAAGCGGAUGGUGGAGGGCCGGCGAUGCGUGGUGGUGCUGUUGGACGAGCGACGCCUGGAGAUCUCCGUCCAGCCGAGGCUUCUCACGUCCGAGCUGCUGGAUCUCGUCGCCUCGCAGUGCAACGUGAAGGAGCGGGAGCGGCAUUACUUUGGCCUCGCGCAUCCUCUCUCCGCGGAAGCUGGAGAUGUGGCUCAGUGGCAGUGGCUUCAUCCGGACAAGAAGGUCUUGGAUCACGAGUUCCUUCGGGGUGGGAGCAGCCAGUCGACGGGGCCGACCCUGUAUUUCCUCGUCAAGUUCUACGUGGAGAGCAUCUCGCAACUCGAGGACCCCCACACGGUGGAAGUCUUCUAUCUCCAAGCGAGAAGCCUCGUCUUCAAUACCGGGGGGGCGGCGGGGGUCCACGCCUCGGGGCAGGCGAUGCGCGUCCCGUCUCCGUCUCCCUCGCCCAGGCCCGGCCCCUACGAUCCGCUCCCCCUCGGCCCCGGUCAUUUCGACGAGUGCCGGCGGGGUGGAGGCGCGACGCGCGAGUUGCAGCCGUUGUGGACCUCCUGCGUUCUCUUCCCCGGCUCGGUGUUCCUCUCUCGCUCGUGCUGGGGUCGGAGCCGUGCGUCUCUGGGUCACGUGUUGGUUGAGAGCGACGUCGCCUUCCGUCUUGCCGCCCUCGCGUUGCAGGCCGCUGUAGGAGAUUUCGCCGAUGAGGAAGGCACUCGGAAUUCGCUGAAGAAGCUUCCAUUGCUCCCUCUCGCCACUCUCGCGGAGCACCCUUCUCUCUCGUAUUGUGAGGACCAAGUGAUCGAGCACUAUCGGAGGCUCGUCGGACUCACCCGUGGAGGAGCCAUCGUCAAUUAUAUGCGAUUGGUGGAAGAGUCUUGCGGGGGAUUGACGUGGGGCGUGCAUUUCUACGAGGUCAAGGACAAGCGAGGGAUUCCCUGGUGGCUGGGCCUGAAUCUCAAGGGUAUCGCCCAGUACGACCACUCGCAUCGACGCACUCCACGGAAGGUCUUUCAGUGGAAGCAGUUGGAGAACCUCUACUUUCGGGAUAGGAAGUUCUCCAUCGAAGUACACGAUCCAAAGAGUAGUGACCUAUCUGGGGAUGAAAGUGACGGAAAAGAAGGAGAAGCAUCUUGGAAUUCCUUGGAACUUCGGCCCUGGGAUAUUAUCCCCUUUUCCUCUCCGUCUUCUCCUUUCUCAGGAACCGGGAGACGCGGUGGUCCAGUCGCGAGUCCGAGCGGUUUUGGUCCUGGCAGCGUGACCGUCCACGUGUUCCUGGCCUCCAGCCAGGCUCUGACGAAAGUCAUCUGGUCCAUGGCCAUCGCUCAGCACAAGUUCUACCUCGAUCGCAAGCAUCCCAAGGUAGCGAGGGCUAACUUUCUGGAAGUUGUGGAAGAGAACGCUGGUGGAGGCCUCGUGCAUCAUACAGAUUUUCAUUUGGGCACGCAGAGGAGCAAUGGGAGGCCUCUGCCUGAGAUAGCGGCAGACCUGUCCAAGAGUUGCACCUCUCUGUCUGUCUCCGUCUCGGGGUCCAGUUCGGCGUCGAACCUAAGUCGAUGCGGAAGUUCUCAGUCACUGUCCUUAUCCAGCUUUCAAAACUCUGAGGACUCUAUUCAAAGUGAGACGAGUAAAGCAGCCAAGAUGGAGAUGUAUGCUGCAUUGAAAGCUCGAAAGGAGGCCCUGGAAGCCAAGCUCAAGGAGAAGACCGAGGCUCUGAAAAUCCUCUGCCUGAAAGAGGGGGAAUUAACUGGGGAAUUACCUUCCGAGUAUCCAUUGGAAGCCGGAGAAAUGCCCCCUCAGGUCCGCAAGAGGAUCGGCACAGCUUUCUCAUUACCUGAGACCCUCCUCAUGAAACUCACGUCGCCGGAUGAAGAGGCGAUCACAUCACUGGAACUAGAGUAUGAGAUCCAGAAGCGUAUUACAUCGGCUGCCCUCAAGCUGGCAAACGACAGCAAUGCCAAGAAGCGCGUGAGGAAGCAGAGACGUCAGGUGUAUCAGCAAUCUCUGGAGAAGCUCGUGUCUCUCGAGAACAAGAUCAAGGGAAUGAAGUCGGGUCCCGGGCUCGGAUCUGGUCCGGCAUCUCAGUCCACCCCUAACAUGAUGUCCAACCACUCCUUCUCCUUCCAGAAGUUGAAGAAAAAGCCACGACCUCGAACCGAAAGUGCCAACAGCCUGGACUUAGCGGAUGGAGGAGUGGUUUCCUUGUCGCAUUCCCCUCGACCUGGGAGAAGGAGCCAUUCCACGGAUGCAUUGGACAUUGUUACCAGUCCUGACCUGAAGGUUGAAACCAAGGAGGGGCAAGCAGGGCAGAUCCCUGCUCCUCAGGUUCGGGUGGAGAGGAGAAGCCUGACGCCACAGCCUGGUCUGAUAGAUAGCAAACCUAUGACACAGACUGAGAAAAUAGAGGCCAGCUUGGAGAGGAAUGGGUACAUUCCCAGUUCAGUAUACUUGAACUCAUCUUACAGAAGCCAGACAUUCCCAACACUGAGUCAGAACCUUCAACGACAGGCAACAUUCAACUCUCAUGCUAACUAUGCUGAUCUCAGUCAAGGAGUGAAGUAUGAGUCAGGAUGCCCAGUUGAUGCUUCCAAGGCGGGACUGUACAAUCUGCCUAGACAGAGGGCCAGUGUGGCUCAUCAGAGCCUGGACAACUUGGAUCAGGCAAAUGUCAACCAGGGAGAUGAUGCCACUCUAAAUCCCCAGCAGCCUGAAAGUCUUCAGAGAUAUGGAAGCCUUGAUCGUCGCAAGAGACCUCCUCUCCCUCAUCCAUCACUUAAGGAACCAAGAGGAGAUGCAAGAGACCUGAUGAAUGUGACUGCCGACGUCCUUCCGUCGUCCUCGUCCUCGUACUACAUGCACGUGUCUGACCCCCGUCAUCAGUUCAGGCGUUCCCAUAGCCACACUAAUGGACUCAGAGCCCACCAUCUUCACCGACAUCGCAUCCAUCCCAAGAUGACGCAUAGUAUGUCAGAAAGUGUGAUGAAGUUGAGGCCAACGGAGGAGUGCAUUGAGCAGGUGAUAUCCAGUCUCGAAAGCAUGGGCUUUCCCCUCGAGACGAGCUUCACGUCACACGUCUCCACAUCUCGAGUGCUGUAUAACAAUAGUGCCCACGAUGUGACGGCCCAGACCAUGCCGAGGAGAAGACAUCACCCCAGUUCCACUCACAAGGCUAAUGGACUGCAUAUUCAUCCACCAUCACACCACGACAGUGUAAAGGCACGUGAGAAGCAGUGGUAUGAGACUUCUUUGGAUUCCCCCACUGCUUCUACGAGGAUACCUGAAUCGACUGGAGAAACUGUGUCACUGGACAGUGAUGCAAAAUUUGUGACUUCAAGUGCAAAUUUUCCAAGUGUUGAUCUUCAUGGCUCCACCUCGAUGCCUGUGAGCCUGGAUACCAUCGUCACAGCCGAACUGGUGCUGACCAACGGAGAUCACGUAGACUCGCCGGGUGGUUUUUCCGUCCCGGCUCCAUUGAUCUCACCCGUUUCAGAGAAGAGCAUAUCAUCGAGUGAAUUGAGUGUUGCAAGUUCCAUGUCUCGAAGUUCCCACGUACCCAUCGAAUGUCCAAAAAAUCAGACUUUGAUUACUCCUGGUCAAUGGCAGCCAAGUCGUGAGGUCACGAAACCCUUUGAGAUGGCUGACUUCUAUAAGUACAGUACAAAGUUUAAGAGGCAACAGCAAAAGAAGCCUCAGUCAUUGGGUGAUAUGUCUGGCUUGAAUGCUAGUGCAAGCCAUGGUGAUGUCACCAAUGGAACUUCACAUGCCUACAAGACCCCACCUACCUCUCCUAAUGGUCUAAAUCGGAGUGGAGUGAUGUCCCCCAACACAAGCUUCAACUUGGAUGGGAUGGAGUCCCAGGCAGAUGCCUUCCAACAGGAGAUGUUUGCCUGGUACCAGACCAGUGGUACCAGGAAUCCACCAGCUCAGUCACGGUCGGCGACCCUUGUCUGAAAAGAAUCUGUGAUGAUAAUUUCACUUCCAAGAACAAAACCAUGUCUGCUCAUUUCCCUUGGGGAUCAUUAAACACCGUGCAAAACUUUUCUACUCCUCACCAGCCCAAAGAAUUUUUUCAACGUUCAUGCUGAAUUGAGAUUAUUUUGAAUUGUGAUAAACUUGGUUUUUUUUUUUUUAAACAUUUCCAUUUCCUCUCCAUUUUAGGAAAGGAAAACUUGCCAUGUAGUCUUUUGAGCCUUUUUUCCUUCUUCUUUUUGUUAGGAGUUAUUUCUUAAUUUUGUUGUUUUUUCUUCUGUAGGAUAUGCUAUACUGUACAAGUGCCACAAAGAAAAGAGGAUGGUUUUUAUCAAGAGCUAUCGAUAAUUGCGAG
Molecule: messenger RNA, 4339 nt
Organism: Darwinula stevensoni
Lineage: Eukaryota; Metazoa; Arthropoda; Ostracoda; Podocopida; Darwinulidae
Source: the annotation of a GenBank genome assembly